Messenger RNA from Brassica rapa (field mustard), 1290 nucleotides. Its product is annotated as ethylene-responsive transcription factor ERF060. The record is from RefSeq and is a predicted model, not a curated record. Gene Ontology annotation, cellular component: nucleus. NCBI's taxonomy places the organism in Eukaryota, Viridiplantae, Streptophyta, Magnoliopsida, Brassicales, Brassicaceae. Gene Ontology annotation, molecular function: sequence-specific DNA binding; DNA-binding transcription factor activity. Gene Ontology annotation, biological process: regulation of DNA-templated transcription.
GCUUCUCGUAUUAUAUAAGCAAAGAACUUGGCAUCUAAGCGAAACCAAGAGACAAAAAAAAAUAAAAUCAAAUUUAGAGAGUGCCAAAAGAAAAACUACUAUCAAAUUUGUUAUUUCGACCCCCAAGUUUUCAUUUUGAUAUAUUUCACCCCCCGUGUCCUUCUUUUUCUCGUUCUUUCACAGAUUUUAACUUGUGCUAAGAAGGUGUGUUUUUGAUCCUUCUCCGUUACGUUUUUAAGAUACAUAUGGCAGCCAUAGAUAUGUUCAACAGCAGCACAGAUCUCUCAGAUCCUUUGAAAGAAGAGCUCAUGAAAGCACUUAAGCCUUCUCUUCCUCCGGUUCCAAACACAAUCUUCGGUUUCAAUCAAACCGCACCUCUCGGUCUAAACCAACUCACACCUUACCAAAUCCACCAGAUCCAAAACCAGCUUAACCAGAGACGCAGCACCACCAUCUCCAAUCUCUCCCCAAAGCCUGUUCCAAUGAAGAACAUGACCGUUCAUAAACUCUACAGAGGAGUCAGGCAAAGGCACUGGGGAAAGUGGGUUGCUGAGAUCCGUUUACCCAAGAACCGGACCCGACUCUGGCUCGGAACUUUCGACACAGCAGAAGAAGCAGCCAUGGCUUAUGACCAAGCUGCUUACAAGCUUCGUGGCGAGCUCGCGAGGCUUAAUUUGCCACACACGAGGCGCGAGUGUGGAUACGGAGGUGGUGAUGAAAGCUUCAAGCCUCUUCAUCCCUCUGUCGAAGCAAAGCUCGAAGCGAUUUGUCAGAGCUUGGUGAAAACAGAGGAUCUUGAUCUCCCCUGUUCUGAAACAGAGCUUUUCCUCCCGCCAAAAACAGAGUAUGAAGAAAAUACGUUUUCCGAUGAGUCUCAGGUUGGAUCUUCUUCGCCGGAGUCUGGGGUUACCACUGCGUUCUUAGGUUUUUUGGAUUCAGGGUUUGAUGAGAUUGGGAGUUUCGUGCUGGAGAAGUUUCCCUCUGUGGAGAUUGAUUGGGAUGCGAUUAGCAAACUGUCUGAAUCUUGAAUGAUGCCUCAUAUUAGUUAGUUACUUAGUUAAUCUCUGCAACUGAAUUUUUUUUUUUUACAGUUGUAGAGAAUCGUCUAAGGUUGUCUCUGUUGAAAUCAUCCCUCCAUGUGUUUGGUCUGGCUUGUUCAUGUGUUUUUUUUUUCAGAAACCUUGCCAUUGACCAAUCAUCAGAGGAGUUUAUGUGUACUAUAUCAUCUUUAAGUUUCUAAAAUGUAAAGUAUUUAAGCUUUUUAUUUUAUGAUCAAUUUUUGUUUUGUUA